AUUCGUACAAUUCAGUACAAAUCACGCGACCCGUCAGUGUUAAUCUCGUCGAAGGGGACAGAAAAAAAAAAAAAUUUUCUUGUCUCAAAAAACUUUUUCCCCCACUCAUCUCUUUUUACAACCCUUUUUUAAGUGUCCUUCGGCGAGAGUGAUUUGAACGAAGAGAAAGAAAAUUUUUUUUUUCUUUCGUUUUAUUUAUUUUAUUAAAUCAAAAAUCGUAGAAAAAAUUAAUUUAAAACAAAAAAUGAUAUCUAAUCAAGUGAACGGCCUAUUGUUGCCCUUAAUUGUUGUUGUCGUAUUUUCGACAUUCGCACGUGCCGCUAUUGAACAUGGUACGGUCAGUCAAUCAAUUGAGGAUACACCGGAUAAUUCGGCUACAAUUUUAAGUAAAGAUUGUGGUAAAUCUUAUAGUGCCAAAUGUCUCAAACUUGAUGUUGUGUCAUUUUUUGAUCGGCUUUCCGAGCAGGAUGAUUUGGGUCUUCUUCCUGGGGUGUCAGUUAUCAAGGACGCGAGUACAACUGAAAUUCCCUCGUCAGAAAUGAUGGCCAAUUUAGCGAGGGAUUUCCCUCACGACGCCGACAAACGACUCGAUGCAUAUUUAAUACACAAAGUGGGAAGUUAUCUCAACAGUCAUGCAAUCUCCAUAAAACUCUUUGAUCCGCGAACUUUCGAAGCUGCCCGAAGUUUUAACGAUGAGGCACUUAAUCGACUGGGACUAAUUGGCAACAAAAAUCUCGAAGCUGGUCGUGGCAAGAAGGACAAGGGUAUGGGUAGUUUAAUGGCCGGUUUAAUGAUGAUGAAAGGAACAUUAGGCGCAGUUGGAUUUGGUGCACUUGCACUACUUGCUGGCAAGGCAUUAAUGACUGGCCUAAUGGCACUGAUGCUCUCUGCAAUUAUUGGAUUAAAAUCACUGGCAAGCGGUGGCGAUAAGAAAACAACGUAUGAAAUUGUCAGUAAACCAGUUUAUUCACAAUCGCAUACACAUAGUUCGGAGGAGCAUCAUGGACACGGUUAUGGACACUCGGGUUAUGGUAGAUCUUUGGAUUAUGCUCAGGAAGCCGUUCACGAAGCUGUACGAAAAUAUGGAAAUGUUCGCGACCGCAGAUCGCUAUUGUAAUGUACAUUUUUUUUUUGAAAAAAAAAUUUAGACAUACCAAAUGAUUGAGGUAGGAUCAAAUCUCACUCAGAGCUUUCAUACUUCAUCAAUGUUUUUGUUUUUAUUUAUUUUCUAUUUAUUUUUUUUUUUUUGGUUUUUAAAAGAGAAGUUUUUUUUAUUCUGAUUUUUUUACUCGGACUUUUUUCAAUUUUAUUCUUC
Leptopilina heterotoma is the source of this 1315-nucleotide messenger RNA. RefSeq lists its product as uncharacterized. The record is from RefSeq and is a predicted model, not a curated record. Bases 245 to 1117 code for a protein of 290 amino acids. Lineage: Eukaryota; Metazoa; Arthropoda; Insecta; Hymenoptera; Figitidae. The transcript has 3 exons.